Molecule: messenger RNA, 1413 nt
Organism: Neltuma alba
Lineage: Eukaryota; Viridiplantae; Streptophyta; Magnoliopsida; Fabales; Fabaceae
Product: disease resistance-like protein DSC1
Exons: 4
Coding region: 25-1413 (462 amino acids)
Biological process (GO): defense response
Source: RefSeq, a predicted model, not a curated record
AUUAAUGAUGAUGAUCAUUUGUACAUGCAUGAUCUGAUAAAACAAAUGGGUAGAGAGAUUGUUAGAAAGGAGGCACCAUUGAAUCCUGGCGAACGUAGUAGAUUGUGGAAUUAUAAAGAUGUUCUUAAAGUACUACAUGAAAAUUCUGGAAGUACUAAAAUUGAAGGAAUAAUGUUUGAUCCUCCUCAACAUGAGGAAGUGGAGUGGAGUGGUAUAGCCUUUGAGAAGAUGAAUAAUCUUAGAAUUCUCAUUGUCCGAAAGGCCCAGUUUUCAAUUGGCCCUAGAUAUCUUCCCAAUAGUUUGAGAUGGCUUGAAUGGCAGGGAUAUCCUUCUGCAGAAUUACCGCCAAAUUUUUCUCCAAACAAGCUAGUUGUCUUCAAGUUAUGUUGCAGUCCUUUCAGGUUGGAAGAGCCAUUCAAGAGAUUUGAAUAUUUGUCAUGUAUGAAUUUCUCACAUUGUGAAUUCAUAACUGAAGUACCUAACAUGUCUCAAUUCCAAAGUUUAAGGAAACUGUUGUUUAGAGACUGUUACAACUUGAUCAAAGUUCAUGAUUCAGUGGGAUCUCUCUCCAAGCUGGUGGAAUUAGAUGUUGGGGGGUGCGUCAAACUUACAAGCUUUCCACAUGAAAUCAAUAUGCCAUCUCUUCAGAGUAUUGAUAUGAGUCACUGCAAGAGUCUUGACUACUUCCCACAUGUAGUGGGAAAAAUGGAUGCACUAACCGAUGUUUGGGUUGAAGACACUUCUAUCAAGGAGCUCCCACCUUCCAUUGGAAAUCUUGCCGGGCUUGAAUCCUUAAAUUUAAGCUCUUGCAGAAAUCUUAAAGAGCUGCCUAACAGCUUAUUCACGUUGCAAAAUCUUAACUGGCUUAGUUUGGAUGGCAUUCAACCUGAUAGCAGAAAAUCUUUCAAGAAAUUAAUGCUAGAGAGCCAACCAGUGAUUAGCUGCGCAAACGUAGAGUUCUUGAUUCUCAAAAAUUGUUGUCUGUUGGAUGAAGAUGUUCACCUAACUCUGAAGCUUUUCCAGAAUUUGAUAGAGUUAAAUCUAUCAGGGAAUGAUUUUGUGUCCCUUCCUGAGUGCCUUAAAGAUUGUGGUAGGUUAUUGGAACUGGAUGUGAAUAACUGCAAGAGGCUAAGAGAUAUACCAGAAUUACCCUCAAAUUUGCGGAAAAUAAAGGCAGAGAAUUGCAUUUCAUUAACUACAGAGUCAUUAGGCCAUUUAUGGUCUCAGGCAAAAAGGGAGUUCUUUGGCAUGAGUAUCAUUUUGCCAGCAACAACAUUUCCUGACUGGUUCCACAAUGGGUCUGAAGGAGGGAAAAUGUCUUUCCUUGCUCGUAGGAGUUUCCCUCACGUGGUCUUUGCGUUUGAGUUGGGGAAAGCCACUACUAGAAAGAGACAAGCUUCCAUUUUUCUCUGA